Penicillium manginii is the source of this 1365-nucleotide messenger RNA. RefSeq lists its product as uncharacterized. Lineage: Eukaryota; Fungi; Ascomycota; Eurotiomycetes; Eurotiales; Aspergillaceae. The transcript is spliced from 2 exons. Gene Ontology annotation, molecular function: N-acetyltransferase activity. Bases 1 to 1365 code for a protein of 454 amino acids. The record is from RefSeq and is a predicted model, not a curated record.
AUGGAAAAACAAUCGUUGGAGCCCACGUUCGCCAAAUUACGGCCUUUAGGCCACGCCGAGAGAUACUCCGCAGCUCGCAGUGACCUGGGAAUAUAUCUCAAUGUUGCUUUAACAGCCCGCUACAAGACUUCCGGCAAGGUCGCAGUGAAGCCGGCGCUCUUCCAUGCCCUGACAGCCCUCAUAGCGAAACAUCCGAUUCUCUCAACAAUCCCAUGGGCUACUGAAACGACGAAGCCAUACUUCGUCCGUCUUCCGACGUUAGAUUUGGACCAUGUUGUUAGCUUUUUCGAGGACGAUGCAAAUGAAGAGUGGAGAGAUUUCGUGGACAAGGUUCUCGAAAAAGAACACAAUACUCCCUUUGAAAGUCGAGCUGGCACUAGCCUUCUCCCAUUCUGGAGAUUAUCUGUGAUAAAUCACCGGAAUAUCUUGGAUACCUUCACUUUGAUUUUUGUGUUUCACCACUCACUCAUGGACACCCAGAGCGCUCAUUCAUUCCAUCAAGAAUUGGAAGAAUACAUGCACCGAUACUCGGGCCAAGACCUUCCAGUCAAUACUGUCAUUUGCCCAUCCACAACACUACUUCCACCUCUGGAAGGAAUGUGCAAUCUGUCAAUAUCCGAUAGCUUCCAUCUAUCCCAGAGCACUUAUCAUGAACCGAGCCCAGAAAGCUGGACGGGGGCACCUCAAUCCACACCUGUGAAAACUCGCUUCGGAUCGAUAUGGCUUACUGAAAAAGACACGCGAGUGUUGAGAAAUUCUAGUAUAAGGAACAAAUGUUCAGUAACGGCAACACUUCAAGCGCUACUGGCGCACAGCAUAUUCGCUGCUCUCCCCUCUCAAUAUACAAUACUGCAGGGUGACUGCGCAGUCUCUCUGCGACGGUUUCUUCCACAGCCGAUAGAAGCUACCAGUCUGGGAUGUUAUGUCGGAUCACUAUCGGUCGUCUAUCACAGAAAACCCACAUUUGACUGGGACGAUGCUUUUCAUACUAAGAAAGCGAUUCGCGAGACUCUCGCCAUGGAGGGAAGAGACAUGCCUGUUGGUUACUUAGGCACAAUUUCGGACAUGCAUUCCUGGAUGCGAGAAAAGCUCACCAAGAAAAGAGCAGCAGCCUUUGAGCUCUCUAAUAUUGGAACUGGCCUGAAUGCGAAACCUGGCGGAGAUGGUUCACAUUUCAGGAUCGAGAGUAUGCUCUUCAGUCAGAGCUCGAGUGCAUGCAGUGCGGCAAUUAAGAUAAGUGCAAUUACCGGCCCAGAUGGGAAUAUUGCAUUGGGGUUCAGCUGGCAGGAAGAAAUUGUUGACGACGUGAUGAUUCAAAAAGUCCAGAAGGUGUUACAAUAUGCGAUUGAAUCCUUGAAAGACUAG